Messenger RNA from Cryptosporidium muris RN66, 1662 nucleotides. Its product is annotated as protein kinase domain-containing protein. NCBI's taxonomy places the organism in Eukaryota, Apicomplexa, Conoidasida, Eucoccidiorida, Cryptosporidiidae. The record is from RefSeq and is a predicted model, not a curated record. The transcript has a single exon. Gene Ontology annotation, molecular function: MAP kinase activity; ATP binding. Gene Ontology annotation, biological process: intracellular signal transduction; protein phosphorylation. The coding region runs from base 1 to 1662 and encodes 553 amino acids. Gene Ontology annotation, cellular component: cytoplasm; nucleus.
AUGGUAAUAAUGAGAAGCAUAGCGGUGGCAGUGGAGGAGGGUAAUGUUUAUUUGGUACCAGAGUUUUAUAAGUACAUUAAAAAAGUUGGCAGUGGCGCUUAUGGCUGUGUAGCUUCAUUUUAUGACAGAUCUAAAGGUAAGUAUAUAGCUGUUAAAAAGAUACUUGAUGCAUUUCAAGAUCUAAUCGAUGCAAAGAGAAUUCUACGUGAGAUAAAGUUAUUAAGACAGUUACAUCAUGAGAAUAUACUUAGUAUCAUUGAUUUAUUACCACCAGAAUCACCAUAUUUUAAUGAUAUUUACAUAGUAACUGAACUUAUGGAGACAGAUUUACAUCGUGUCAUAUACAGUAAACAAACACUAACAAAUGAGCAUAUUCAGUACUUUAUGUAUCAAAUUUUGCGUGGACUAUCAUAUCUGCACAGUGUAAAUAUCAUCCAUCGCGACUUAAAGCCAUCUAAUAUAUUGGUAAACUUAUCAUGUGAUUUAAAAAUCUGUGACUUUGGACUUGCGCGUGGAAAUAUCGGGAACUUGGAUAGUAAUACAGAUGAUCUAACAGACUAUGUAGUUACAAGGUGGUACAGAGCACCCGAGAUAAUAUUGUGUGUUAAUAGGUAUGACAAGGCUGUUGAUGUAUGGAGUGCAGGUUGUAUAUUUGCGGAAUUAAUAAAACGUAGUGCAUUAUUUGCAGGUCAUGAUCACCUUGAUCAACUUAAAGAAAUCAUUUCUUUGUUAGGAACUCCGAAUAAAGAAGACCUCGAUGAAUGGUUACCAUGCAAAGGUAAUACUGAGAAUGCAAGAAAGUAUCUUGAAACCUUGCCAUAUUAUAGAGGGAGAACAUUUUUCUCAUUAUUUCCUGAUUAUAAUCAUCCUCUAGCAAUUGAUCUACUAAAUAAGAUGCUUUGUUUCAACCCAAAGAAGAGAAUAACUGUUGAUGAUGCGUUAAUGCAUCCAUACUUUAAUGGUAUAUAUGUGGGUAAUAAUAAGAGCUGCAAUGAUACAAAAGAUAGUACAGAUAAUACAGAUAAGAAGUGGAUUGCCAACAAGGGGAAUCUUGUAAGUAAUAGUACUAUAGACUGGUCAUUUGACAAAUUUGAGCCUACUAAAAGACUAUUACAAAACAAAAUAUAUGAGGAGAUAGCAGAUCUACAUCCGGAAAUGUUGAUUCGUGAUUUUCAACACUUAAAUUCCUUAGGAAUUAAUAUUCCAAGGAAGCAUUUACCAUUACUUCGAUCUAAAGGACUAGUUGCAAAUACAAUUUGCAGUGAUAGGAUAAAUUCUUAUGUUCUUGAUACACUGCUAAGUACAACAUCAUCAUCUUCAUCAUCAUCUACUCCUGCCAACAGCUUUAGUAUUACUAGUCCACUAGAUAUUGUAAAAAAACUCUCUGUGGUAGGUAAACAAAAAAGAUUGGCCAACUCCCAGCCAAUUCCCAAAAAUCAAAGCGAACAAAGUACUGAAGGACAAAAAAGAAGCAUAGCUCGAGAUAUGUGUUAUUCACUACCUACGUCAUCUAAAGCUGUAUCUGCCUACUGUACUUAUCCUGAACUAUCAUAUAUGGGAGAUCAUUCAACAAAUGAUAAAAUAAACCAUUCAUUUGAUGUACUAAGGACUAAAAUGGCUUUAUAUGUUAAGGAUCGUAAAAAUUCUUACAUCUCAAACUGA